Messenger RNA from Macrosteles quadrilineatus (aster leafhopper), 4940 nucleotides. RefSeq names its product outer mitochondrial transmembrane helix translocase-like. The transcript is spliced from 7 exons. Gene Ontology annotation, molecular function: ATP binding; ATP hydrolysis activity. NCBI's taxonomy places the organism in Eukaryota, Metazoa, Arthropoda, Insecta, Hemiptera, Cicadellidae. Gene Ontology annotation, cellular component: mitochondrial outer membrane. The record is from RefSeq and is a predicted model, not a curated record. The coding region runs from base 329 to 1420 and encodes 363 amino acids.
GUUGUUAAGGUUAAAUUUGUGCUAGGUUAGUGAUAGGCUCGAGUUUGAAAAUGAGUUUAUUAAAUGUAGAAAUGACGAAUUUGUACUUAACCUAAUACACUUUACACAGUUUGGUCUAACAUAUUUGUUGAAGCAAGUAUAUCCUAACUUGAAUAGGCUAGGUAGGAUAAAUUAACUCUAAGCAGUUUUUAGGCAGGUCUUGCACACUCUCUUUUUAAACCAUAGGCUAUUUUAAACUUUUAAGUGAACUUUAAUUUGAUGAUAAAUUAGUUAAAAUUAUUUUAGUGUCCUAUAGUUUUGACUAACACGAAAGAUCACAAGUAACAUUAUGGGGGAAACAAUAACAAGAGGUGAAUUAGUAGGCUUGUUUGUCAAAAUAUCCCUAAUUAGUGUUGCCUCAUACUUCAGUAUGAGAUGGAUGUUAAAUCAAAUAGAUCCAACCAGAAAGCAAAAGAAGAGUGCUAAAUCCAAAGCACAACAGCAGCUUAAAAAGCUGGGAAUCCUGAACCCAUCAACACUUUCUGAGUAUGAAAUAGUUAUAGCAAGUCAUCUUGUCAUCCCAAGUGAAAUACAAAUAUCCUGGGAGGAUAUUGCGGGUUUGGAAGACGUUAUACAGGAGCUCAAAGAGACCGUCAUUCUACCUAUUCAGCGCAAAGAUCUAUUCACUUCUUCCCAACUGACAAGGGCACCUAAAGGUAUUCUGCUGCACGGACCACCUGGCUGUGGUAAGACACUGAUCGCCAAGGCAACGGCUCGCGAGGCUGGCACACGCUUCAUCAACCUGGACGUGUCAAUGUUGACGGAUAAGUGGUAUGGGGAGAGUCAGAAGCUAGCAGGAGCUGUGUUCUCUCUGGCCAUCAAGCUGCAACCCUGCAUCAUCUUUAUCGAUGAAAUCGAUUCGUUCCUGAGGGCGCGCAGCUCACACGACCACGAGGCCACGGCUAUGAUGAAGGCUCAGUUCAUGGCUCUGUGGGACGGACUCACCUCAGACCCAGAUUGUACUGUCAUCAUCAUGGGAGCCACAAACAGGCCUCAAGACUUGGACAAGGCUAUACUGCGCCGUAUGCCAGCUACCUUCCACAUUGGUCUGCCGAAAUUGAACCAACGGGUGGCCAUCUUCUCAUUGAUAAUGGAGGGAGAGCCGACAGCGAGUGACGUAGACAUUCAGAAGCUGGCUCGCAUGACGGAUGGCUUCUCUGGCUCUGAUAUACGCGAGCUCUGUCGCAAUGCUUCUGUCUACCGCGUCAGAGACUACAUGCGUACAGGAACUGGUUCCAGAACUAUUGAUGGAGACGGUGAAGAAUUCCAUGACGCUCUUCGCCCCAUUACAAUGGAGGACUUGACCCUCUCAUUAGAAAAGAUGAAGAAAUCCCGAGCUCAUUGCGGACCUCCUAGUCUAGUAAACAUACCUCUUGACUAAGUCCCUAGUCCUCUCUGCACUUGUAAAUUAUUAUUUUUAUUUCUUUGAAACAAAGAAAUACUUUUAACAUUCUGAAAUGUUAAUUUUGGGAAGAAGACACUACGACUUGAAGUGUUAUCGGUUUUGUUUUUCAGUUCUGUUGUACAUAAUUUUAGAUAGAGGAAGUCUAGACUAUAGGGUAGUUGUUGCAAUCAAUUGAUGUUUUUGUGUUUUUGUCUUCCCUCUUUGUCUUGAUCCACCAUAAGUAAAGGAGAACUCCAACUAUCCGAAUCUAAUUGGGGGGUAACUACCAGAAUUUAGAGUUUUGUUUUACAGAAAAUAGGACUAGUCGAGCCGAGCUUUACUAUUGCUGUUACAUCUGAGAAGAUUUUGCAAUAGAAAAAUCCAGCCACGGUGGGCGAUUAUGAUUUUCCGUAAACAUGGGAGGCGAGAAAGAAGUCUAAAAGACCGAGCAAGAACAAGAUUUUGCCGUAAUUGUAGAAAAUUACGUCGACGUUUCUGUGAUCGCGGGAGACGAUGUCCACACGACCGCAAUUGAGGUUUUGGAUUUUACCAUGAUCACGGCUUCUGCCUUCUGCAAUAACAAUUCUAUGUUUAAGUAUUUAAAUUCUUUCUGUAAGCUAAGUUAUUCGGAUAAUCGGCAAUUCAGAUAAUUGGAGUUCUAUUGUAGUGUGCCAAUGCUGUUGUUUUUGGAAAUCAGUGACAACUGUUUAGGGUUUACUACUAAAUGAGCACAAUUUCAUCCCAGUAUAUUGAUUAUUUACGUUUACAAUGUUCGUAGAUUCCGUUUUGAAUAAGUUAAGCAUGUGGAGUAACCCACUAACUUUUAUUAAACACUCGAUUCAGAUAUAAAAUCAAGCUAAAAAAAUAUUUCUGAAGUAAAAUUACUGUAGGCUAUGUGUAAAUUGUAAAUCAUUUGGUAAAACUAUGAUUUUAGUUUGAGAAACUGUGAUAACAAAUGUAUGUGUACUGUCUUAAAUAUGUUUUAUACUUUCAAUAAAUUGUACUUCUGUUUUAAUUUGCAUGUAAAAAUAUAACUUUUAAAAGAAAAUCCAUUGACAAUUUAGAUCACAAACUAACAAAUACAUUAAAAUUAAAGAGUUGAAUAAGAAUUUGCACAUGGUUUUCCAUGCAUGAAAACAACCAAUUUUCCAGAAAAAUAAAAUAAUAACUAUUUAAUAUUAAAUAAUUGUAGUACUGAAAUCUGAAUAUGUGUUACUCUUCUCUAAUAUGACCUUUCCAUGAUUGAGGGAUGGGAGAUUGUUAUAAGUAUAAGACAGUGUUGCUACAAAUAUGUGGGUGUAAUAUAGUGUUUAAUAGUAAUCUCAAAAUCAAAGAAUCUGUAUAUAAUUACGUUAAGUGAAUUUUUGCGUCAAAAUUGUGGAGGACUGGGAUGUUGUAGAACGACGGGAGAGGGCUCAAAUUAAAGGUAUUCAAAUGACGACAGGAAAAAUAGUGAAAAUCCCCAAAUGUUUAUAGAAAAUUAGAUAUACCGGUAACGUAACAUGUUCUCCAUAAGAAUAGCAUUAGAAGCCAUUUACAUCCGAUUUUAGUUUACUUCAACACAGCUGAUUGUAAUUCAUCAUUUAAGCCAGUACGCAAGAGUUGGGAAUUUGCCAAUUAUUAGCUUUUGUAAACUAUAAAUAAUAAUAAAAAAACAUUUAAAAUGUUUUCAAACAAAAUGAUAAUGUAUCCUUUGAAUGAAAAACCUUACAAUUUAUGUUAUUAACAAUUAACUACUUAAAAAUAUGGACAAAGAAGCAAAUGAAUACUUCAGUGUGGUCUAAACUAUGAACUCGCUGAACAUUUAAAUAGGCCUAUUAUUAUACAAUUCGAACAUGUAAAGUCAAUCGCAUCUUUAGGAGGAAUACCACCACAUAGAAACUUAUACUUAGAGUAGUUUUUUUUUUAUGUCGAUAAAAAACAUAUCUAGCGUUACGUUUAGUCGAUGGGAUGCCUUUACACUAAUUUUGUUAACCUUUACAAAAUGGUAUAAAAUUACUAGAAACUUUCAUUGGGUUGGGGUACUAAUUUUGCGGUUUUUACCAAGAGCUAAUCUUAUCCCAACACACAUGUCAUAUUUCACGAAGACAAACACUAUUCACAAACCAGUAGGUUGUUUGUUGCCUUUGACCUAGAACCUGUUGUUAAACCUCUAGAAUGAAUGAAAUUAUAUAUUGAAAAUAACAUCAACAAAAGCAAUCAAAGAGACUGUUUUUUAUACAAAAGAUAAUGGAGUACAAUGAUAUCCAUCCUGAAACAUAGAUAAUCUUAUUCUGCUUUUGUUUGAAUAUUAAAAUAAUUUGUUUUAAACUUGAACUUUUUAGGGACUUAAGCCCUACAAGCCCCUAGUUAUAUAAGAAUUAUUUGGACAAAUCAACUCUAACUUGACAUAGCUGUGCUAUUCCUCCGCAGUUAUUUCACUAUAAGUCAAGUGUUAACUAUGAGUGUGUAAUAAUAUUGGUAAUAAUAAUAAUAAUUACAUACUGUAUAACAUUGGUUCAUAAAAUCUAUUUCAGUUAUUCCAUCAACAAGAUAGGAACAAAGUAAAUAUAUCUAGAAAUCUUUCAUUGUACUUACUUCAGUUACUUCGCUACCAAGUAUUAAAAAAAAAUCCUACAGCAGGUAUUUUUGUAAAACCUAUUUAAGAUUAUGAUUUGUUUGUAGCCACUGAGGUAGAAAUACAACUUGAAGCAGCACUGACACGAAAACUAUAAUUGAAAAUCUAGACGUAAUUUUGUUAGGUUGAUACCACCAACUACAGCAGAAAUCAGCUCAUUGGCUCAUGGCUUUACGUAUGUACAAUCCCACUAUCCCCUAGUUCAAAUGUACUCAGUAAAAUGUAUUUUAUCCUCUAGUACAAGUGCCGGCCAAUGUCUCAGAAUUCUCUCAUUCAGUGCUACUUCCCGUUGUAUCGCGAGCUCAGUGUUGGUAACACGGUUCUUAGACCUGACAUGUCCAGAAAAAUUUACUUAACCUACAAGUGUUGUUGAAAAUGUUAGUCAGGGAAUGCUUUAAAAGACGUAGAUUUAGAAAUGUAAAUAGCAAAAUCUCGUAAAGUUUUCAGCUUGAGUAUUCAUUGAUGUAUUCUGUACACUAGCUAAGUUAAUUGUAAUGUUAAUUAGUAUUUGAAAUAGAAUAAUAAUUAUUCCCUUGACAUAACAGUUAAAAUAUAUAUAAAUAUUUUGGCCCCUUUAUUGUUAACAAAAUGUGUAUAAAGAUAGUUUACGAAGCAAGUUCAGUUAUUGAGUUAUUGCUUGACUUGUUAUGUUAAAAAUGUUGAAAUUAAGAAGAUUUAGUAGGCGAUAGAUAACUACUCUUGCAAGUGUUUAGAACGGUUUUUAUUUAUUAAUUACUUGUUUGAUUCACCUUACGAAUUCAGUCUUUUAUUAAAAGAUUAUCAAUGGGUUUUAGCGAAUUUCCCUAUAGGGAAGUAGCUAUUACCGUAGGUCUCAUGGUAAGACCUAAGCCCGGGACCGAUUUACUUUUUCAUUUUGAUGUCCCCAGAGGCCAAAAACAC